UUUUCUCAUCUCAACUUGAGACAAACACAAUUAAUUUAAUCAUUAAUUAACUAAUUGUUUUCAUCUUUAAAUGUUCACAUAGAGACAUUGACAGUUAAUCACUUUAUUCAAUUAGUCAACUAUUCUAAUCAAUUAAUGUUCCAAGAAAAGAAUUAAAUUAAUUCUUCUCAGGCCUUAUUCUUAUUCUUCAUGUUUUCUUUUCAUAUACAUUAACCUAUGAAUAUUAUUUUCUCUCGUGAUUUCGCCAACCGGUAUCUCUGUUUAACUGGUGAUUAAACAAUCGUCUCAUUUAAGUUAAUUAUCUCCUUAAUUGAUGAUUAACUACCAUCAUUAAAGAUUCUUGACACUGUUGAUUUUUGUAACUCGUAAUUACCAAAUGGUAAUCACUGUUAUUGCCGGUGAUUAAUUGGUUUAAUUACUGUUCUGUUACCCUCAAGAUCUGGUAACUCCAAAAAAAAGCUAUUCUGAUUUGGAAAUCAUUUGGUGACCGGUUCUGUUUUUCAUCCGUUUCCAUCUUUCACAAUCAACUCCAUUGGCCAACAAUUAACCCUCGACAGUCCAGAUCCUCGUCUAACCAACAACCCAAAAUAGUACCAGUGAAGUUAAUUCACUCAGUGUUGCGUGUGAGUUGAUUAUUUCAAUUUUAUCUCUGUUUCUUUUAGCCAGGCAAUAGGUUUGGCUUUUUUUCUCAAGUCGCCUUCAUCUCCAUCAAAUCCUCAUUCAGUCAUUUCAAUUCCUCCCAAAGCAACGAAGGAAUAGCUUGAUUCGAUUUACUCUUUCUCACCGUUUUUCCACCUCAUCUAGAAGUUACCAACUUUCAAUAGAAAAUUACUAAAUUCUCCUUAUUAAUUGUGUUUGAUUAGUAACAGACUCUCAAUGGAACAAUGGUAAUACAACAUUUCCACUGUCAAGACAAAUCAUCAAACAUCUUUUUCAUCCAUUGGUCUUUGUGCAAAAAAAGAUUGUGAUUUCUCUUGUAUUUGUGUUGACAUGUUUCCCUUUUCACUCUUCUAACCAGAGAUACUUUAACUACCUUUUUAUAUUCUUUCAUUUUCUUCUUGGACCAUCAUCUUAAUUGUAACUCUAUUACAAUCUAGUUCUCUUAAUUUCUCAUCCACUAAAUUCUAAGAUCCAGACAACUAAACAAUUAAAGUAUUAAACAAGAUGGAAGAUUCAAACUCAUUGGAUUGUAUGAUUAUGGACGAUGAUGAUGAUGACCUAAUCGACGAACCAAUCAGUUUAAAUGAUCUACGGUUAAUGUUUGCCAAACUACAAGAAAUGCAUUCGAAGGAUGAAAUGAAAGAAAUGGAAUUAAAGAGAAAACUUGCCGAAGUGGAAAGUUCAUCAAUCGUACACAAACUUUCUCGCCUGCGAAAUGAAGUUGAAGAAAUUAAGGAUAAAAUUGAAUCGGUGAAAAAAGAAAACAAAACUCUCUCAUCAUUUGAUUUAGAUCUUUGUACUACGAUGAGUGAGACACUUUAUGAAGCAAUGGACAAACCUCUUGAAAUUAUGUAUAAAUGUUCAAAAUGCUACUUUGAGACAGUCAAAGAUAGUGAAAAUCUUCAUGUCAAGUCCACAAUUACGAAACAUUGUCAAACGGAACUAACAUUUCCUCCAUCAUUUACCUCCUUUACAUCAUCGCCACCCUGCUCCUCAUCAUUGGUAAAGGAGAGACCAUUUAACGCUCAGGAUGCAUUCAUUGAGAUACAAUUAGAUCGUAAGAGACAAUUAGAGGAACAAUUAAAACAGUUAAAGAAACAAAUGUGGUACGAAGGACCCGAAGUGAUGCUUGUCAAACUCGACGCCUAUGAGAAGAUGCUUGUCAAAUCAAGUAUCAGGCCACGGAAAAAAGUCCAACGGAAUCAAUUUGAUUGUUUCCUCGAAAUAAGUGAUAACCUUGAGAAACGUCCCCGUUUAGAAACAUCCAGACCAACAUCACCAUCUUCAACAAAUAAUAGUAACGGUACCAAAAUGGAUGAAGUGGUCCAAUUGUUUUUCACCGCCCCACCGAAACAAACCAAUGGCCAAGGAUCUCAAAAUCAUACCUAAAAAUACCAAAUAUCUUCAUCUUACCUUUCGAUGUAUGAACCAUUUGAUUAGUGAGUUGAUCGAAUGACCAAUGUCCAUCUCUGGCGAUUUCAAAUAAACCACCAAUGGUUAUUAUUAUUACUCAAAUUUUUUUAGUUCCGAUCAAUUGGAGCCAACAAAGAUAGCCA
Molecule: messenger RNA, 2216 nt
Organism: Panonychus citri (citrus red mite)
Lineage: Eukaryota; Metazoa; Arthropoda; Arachnida; Trombidiformes; Tetranychidae
Exons: 4
Coding region: 1165-2049 (294 amino acids)
Source: RefSeq, a predicted model, not a curated record